Helianthus annuus (common sunflower) is the source of this 754-nucleotide messenger RNA. Its product is annotated as receptor-like protein EIX2. NCBI's taxonomy places the organism in Eukaryota, Viridiplantae, Streptophyta, Magnoliopsida, Asterales, Asteraceae. Gene Ontology annotation, molecular function: protein binding. The transcript has a single exon. The record is from RefSeq and is a predicted model, not a curated record. Bases 4 to 648 code for a protein of 214 amino acids.
GUAAUGAAAGGCCUUUCUCUUGAAUAUACAAAUACAUGGUCAUUUGUCACUAACAUGGACCUUUCAAGCAACAAACUUGUUGGAGACAUACCUGCAGAGAUAACUGAACUCUACGGAUUGGUGGGUCUCAAUUUGUCCAAUAAUCAUCUUAGUGGAGGCAUUCCAGUCAGCAUUGGAAACAUGGCAUCAUUAAAUUCUCUGGAUUUAUCGGGCAACGAGUUGGACGGGCUAAUCCCCCCAAGCAUUGCAGCUUUGACUUUUUUGAGCCAUUUAAAUUUGUCAAAUAACAACUUGUCUGGGCAAAUUCCAACAGGAAGUCAACUGCAAACCCUCAUCGAUCCAUCAAUAUAUGCAGGGAACAAAGAUCUAUGUGGAGCUCCAUUGCCAAAGAAUUGCUCCAAUCAUGAAGUGUUAACCACAGCGCCCAAGAAAAAAUAUGAAGCAGUUGAUGAGCCCAAUAAGGUAUGGUUUUAUGUGGACAUAAUAUGUGGUUUUGCAACAGGGUUUUGGGGUGUUAUUGUAGUUUUGAUGUUGAAGAAGCAGUGGAGACACAAGCUUUUCAUCUUUGUUGAGGAGUCAAUGGACAAGAUACACGUUGCAGUCAUGGUAAGAGUUAACAAGAUGAAGAGAGGAAGAGGAGCCAUGUAGAGUUAUCUAGUCAUUAAUAUGUUGCAGAAAAUUUGUUGUAUUUUCCUUUAGUAUUUCUCCAUAACAUUGUUAAAUUUGCUUCUUACCACAAAUGCAUGAAGUCAAG